Messenger RNA from Cryptomeria japonica (Japanese cedar), 2192 nucleotides. RefSeq names its product DEAD-box ATP-dependent RNA helicase 22. Gene Ontology annotation, molecular function: RNA binding; RNA helicase activity; ATP binding. NCBI's taxonomy places the organism in Eukaryota, Viridiplantae, Streptophyta, Pinopsida, Cupressales, Cupressaceae. Gene Ontology annotation, cellular component: chloroplast. The record is from RefSeq and is a predicted model, not a curated record. Bases 67 to 1812 code for a protein of 581 amino acids. The transcript is spliced from 7 exons.
AAAACUCCUUCCCAUAGUUGGCUACUGAGUAAGUACUUGUCGAAAAAGAAAAAUUGCAUUGCAGCCAUGCAUAUUUCUGCAAUGUGCAGUUGCAGAAACCUCAUAUUGCGCCCAAAUAUACAUCCCAUUGCCCUCGAAUACUUUUCGCGUUUGACAGGCAGGUACAGAACGCAUUACUCUGCAGCCAAGGUCUUUUCAAGCAUUCCAGUUUCAAGAACCAAAGUUAAGAAAACUGUGAAAAAUGAUGUUCAUAAGUCACCAAAAUCCGUUACACAGUCUACAGGGCAAGAUGAUUUUUUCGCUGAAGGAGUGAGCUGGAAAUCCCUCGGUCUCUCGGAAGAAGUUGAAAAUGCAGUGAAACAAGCCGGCCUAAACAAACCUUCUCUAAUUCAGGCAGCUGCCAUUCCAUCUAUUUUAUCAGGCAAAGAUGUCAUAGUGGCAGCAGAAACUGGAAGUGGUAAAACACAUGGAUAUUUGGUGCCUUUAUUUCACAAUAUGCGCUGUAUGGUUGAAGUCCAUGAAAAUAAGCCAGGAAAAUCUGAGCCUCGGAAGUUUGCACUUGUUUUGUGUCCAAAUGUAAUGUUGUGUGAGCAGGUGGCUCGCAUGGCUAGCAAUCUUCAUGAUUCUAAUGGUUACCCUUUGUUGACAGUAAUGGCAGUAUGUGGAAAUCAGGGUUGGCCAGUUGUUCAACCUGAUAUUUUGAUUUCGACACCAGGUGCACUUCUUAAUAGCCUUUUAGCUUUCGAUCCAAGGAAACUGCGCCGCACAGUAUUUACAAGGGAUGUGAAAUAUGUGGUAUUUGAUGAGGCAGACAUGCUUUUGUGUGGAAGUUUCCAAAAUCAAGUUGUACGCUUGAUAAAUAUGUUCCGGCUUCAAGAGAAGCAACUUUCUAAAGCAGUGAGGUCAGUAGUUGACAAUUCAGUUGAAACAGAUUCCAUGUCUUGGAUAGAUAUCAAACCAGAAGAAGAUGAAGAGCAGUUCGAUUCAAAUCCAGAUGCAGAAACUCAAGAUUUAGAUGACGACUCUUAUAGUGAGGAUGAGCUAAUAGAAGAGAAAGUUGAGGUACAAGGAGAGAAAAUUGAGGGUUCUAACAAGAAAAAAGAUUGGUUACGGUCAAGAAAAAUCUACAAUCGAAGUAAGCAAUAUAUAUUUGUUGCUGCCACUCUACCCGAAAGUGGCAAGAAAACUGCAGGAGGGACUUUGAGGCGUCUUUUCCCAGAAGCCACUUGGGUUAGUGGGAAUUUUCUUCAUCGGCAUAAUCCAAGAUUGGAGCAACGAUGGAGAGAAGUUACAGUAGAGACACAAGUUGAAACCCUUUUUAAUGCAAUAAAAGAGGGUUGGGAGUUCAAAAAGCUGGAUUCAGACAACUCUGUAAAGCGUACAAUGAUUUUUGCAAACACUGUAAAUGCGGUUGAUUCAAUUGCAAAAAUACUGAUGAAGGAUGGUAUUGAAUGUAUCAUUUAUCAUAGAGAUACUUUGCCAGAGGAACGUGCCCAGGCUUUGAAAACUUUUCAAGAGGAAGGAGGGGUGUUGGUGUGCACUGAUUCUGCUGCACGUGGUCUUGACAUUCCAAACAUUUGGCAUAUUAUUCAGGCAGAGUUUGCAACUUCAGCUGUAGACUUUUUGCACAGGGUUGGCCGAACAGCACGUGCAGGACAAUGUGGACUGGUUACUAGCCUGUACACAGAAGCCAAUCGACCUCUUGUUGAAGCAGUGCGACAAGCAGAAGACUUGGGUAAACCAGUGGAGGGAGCAUUUAGCAGGAAAAGGAGUUUUAGAAAAAAGUUAAAAAAGAAGGGUGCUAAUCUUUGAUUUUUCUUUUUGGAGCUUUCUACAUAUGAAGACCUCAUUCAUGGGUUUCUGAUCAUUGUUUAUGUUUUAGACUCACUCUUGGACAACUUGAAAGAAUUGUUCUAUACAUAGCAGCAAAAAUCACUACAGGAAAGAAAACAGCAAAUCAAAAGAUAAAGUUGUUUUUUCAAAAAAUAGGGAUUUAUAUAGGAAAAAAAUGGAUUUUGAUGUAGAAGAAUGCAAAAUAAGGGGGAAGAUCCUGCAAAUUUUUUAAAUUUAAAGGCAUUUCAAUAGCAUAGGGGUAUCAUGUAAGAUAUCCUUGAAGCUUAACAUCGUUGAUGUGCAUGUGUACAAUAUAGAGCAUAGUUUGCAAACUCUACGAGUACUCUGCUUUUUUUUUG